AUGACCGGAAGGAACGUCGAGCACAACAGCCGAUUUAAUCAGGUGAUAAUGAGGAUCCGGUCUCCCAGAACUACGGCCAUGAUCACAGAAAGAGGACACCUGACCUGCUACGGAGCAUGCAGUUUCGAAGACGCACACCGGGCCGCUCGCCGAUUUGCACGGAUCAUUCAAAAGAUGGGCUUCCCCGUGAGCUUCUCCAAUUUCAAGAUCAACAACGUCACAACGGUGUUCCAGUCGUUCCGCGUCCGACUGAACCGUCUGUCUGAGGCGCUCCGAGGACACUGCAGUUACGAGCCGGAGCGGUUCACUGGCCUCUAUUUUCACUUUGAAAAUGUCAGGAUCUGUGUCUUCCACACCGGGAAGAUGAUUUUCACCGGGAGCUCAGACCUCAGCAUGUACACCAGAGCGUUCUGGAGAUUGUACCCAGCUCUGUGCAACGCCAGGCGCUAA
Molecule: messenger RNA, 450 nt
Organism: Boleophthalmus pectinirostris (great blue-spotted mudskipper)
Lineage: Eukaryota; Metazoa; Chordata; Actinopteri; Gobiiformes; Gobiidae
Exons: 1
Coding region: 1-450 (149 amino acids)
Biological process (GO): DNA-templated transcription initiation
Molecular function (GO): RNA polymerase II general transcription initiation factor activity; DNA binding
Source: RefSeq, a predicted model, not a curated record